AUACAACGGUUCAGCCGUCACCCAUCAUUCAUCACCCAUCAUCACCACCGUCUCAUCACUCACUCACUCACUCUACCCCACUCCACUCCACCACUCGACCUAACACAAACACACACACACAUUCGCGACUCCCAACUUCUUCCCACUGACACUCCCAAGAAAAAGGGGCCAACUCAGCCAACCAGGCAUCCCCAUGUCGGCACACGGCAACAUCACAUGGAACCUCCAAAAACUUCUCCUAACGGAUCACACUAG
This is a messenger RNA of Colletotrichum costaricense, 255 nucleotides long. RefSeq lists its product as uncharacterized. The transcript has a single exon. The record is from RefSeq and is a predicted model, not a curated record. NCBI's taxonomy places the organism in Eukaryota, Fungi, Ascomycota, Sordariomycetes, Glomerellales, Glomerellaceae. The annotation marks the transcript as partial.